This is a messenger RNA of Ilex paraguariensis (yerba mate), 255 nucleotides long. Lineage: Eukaryota; Viridiplantae; Streptophyta; Magnoliopsida; Aquifoliales; Aquifoliaceae. The record is from the annotation of a GenBank genome assembly.
AUGUUACAGUUUACAGGAAAGUGGCUUGGAAGCAGGCAAAUUCGAUGCAACUGGGCGACAAAGGGUGCCGGCAUCAACGAUGAUAAGCAGAAUUCAGAUGCCAAAAGUGUUGUGGAACUAACAAAUGGAACGUCAGAAGAUGGUCAAGAAAAGAUUAAUAAUGAUGCUCCAGAUAACAAUUCUCAGUAUACCACUGUUUACGUUGGCAAUCUUGCUCCUGAGGUGAAUGCUUGUUGCACUUGGGAACUGUCAUAA